GUGAUGUGUAUUGUGGGGUUUGUUAGCUGUAAUGCGGCGCCUCAGUGAAAUGCACCAGAAAUAGAAGAGGAAAGAGAAACGAUUUUAAAAAAAGCAGGAGAAAGCAGCUUGACUGCUGCAGCAGCUGGAAGAGGAGAAGCGAAAGGGAUCCAGUCGUAGCUGGGACGGUGAUCUGGAGCUGAGAUAGACUCGGUUUGGAAGAAAGAAGGGAAACAACGCAGAAGGAAAAUUUCACGGGAAAUCGUAUGAAGGACUCCACUGAGAGAAGAUUUUAAAUCCCAGGUGAGACACAAAAUACUCAGACCCUGGGAGCAGUUGGAUUUGCUGUACACUUGUGGGACGUUUAACAUCCCGAAAUGUUGCUAAGGGACAGAUUUCUCCUGAACACUGGCUUGGUGUUUAUUGUGUCACUGUGCCACCUCGUUACAUCCAUUGAAGUCCCCCUAGAUCUGGCCCAGCCUCCAACCAUCACCAAGCAGAGUCCAAAGGAUUACAUCGUAGAUCCACGAGAUAACGUUAUUAUUUACUGUGAAGGGAAGGGUAACCCAACUCCUGCCUUCUCGUGGACUCGAAAUGGAAAGUUUUUCAACGUCGCAAAAGAUUCCAGAGUUUCGAUGCGAUCGCGGUCAGGGACCCUCACGAUGGAUUUUCGUUACAGUGGCCGCGCAGAGGACUAUGAGGGGGAAUACCAGUGCUCAGCCAGAAAUGACUAUGGAACCGCACUCUCCCACAAAAUAUUCCUUCGAGUCUCCAAAGCACCGCUGUGGCGUAAGGAGGUCUUGGACCCUUUCCAGGUUCAGGAAGGAGCAUCGUUGAUUCUUCCAUGCCAGCCCCCUGCUGGACUUCCUCCUCCUGUCAUCUUCUGGAUGGACAGCAUGAUGGAUUCGAUCCCUCAGAAUAAACGUGUGUCUCAGGGCCUGAAUGGAGACCUGUACUUCUCCAAUGUGGUGCGUAGCGAUGCUCGCUUUGAUUACAUCUGUAAUGCCCGGUUCCUCUUCACACACACCAUUCAACAGAAAAAUCCCAUCACCAUCAAGGUGAUGACCAUGGAUACCAGUUAUGAAUCAGUGCCAACUAUUCUGAAUGAAACUGAAUUGUCUGGUGCUCGACCAAUCAUGGAGCAGAUUCCGAAGUUCAUGUCACCAACGGGGACCUCCAGCAGCAGAAUCAUUCUGCGAGGGGAAGACCUGUUACUGGAAUGCAUCGCUUCAGGAAUACCCACACCAGAUAUAAUUUGGUACAAGAAAGGUGGUGAACUGCCGUGGCCAAAGGUGCGAAUUGAAAACUACAACAAAACAUUGAGAAUCACUGAUGUUUCUGAAGAGAACUCCGGCGAGUAUUUUUGCUUGGCAUCCAAUAAAAUGGGAAGCAUACGGCACACGAUCGCAGUGAGAGUAAAAGCUGCUCCAUAUUGGCUGAAUGAGCCGCAAAAUUUAGUGCUGGCUCCUGGGGAAUAUGGCAGAUUGGUGUGUCAAGCUAAUGGAAAUCCCAAACCUGACAUCCAGUGGCUGGUGAACGGGGAACCCAUAGAAAAGGUCCGUCAGAGUCCAAGCCGUGAAAUUGAUGGUGAUACAAUUAUCUUCCGAGAGGCACAGAUAGGAAGCAGUGCCGUGUAUCAAUGCAAUGCCUCGAAUGAGCACGGGUACUUACUCGCCAAUGCGUUUGUCAGUAUCCUUGAUGUUCAGCCUCGAAUAUUGUCCCGACGAAACCAAAUAGUCAAAGUGAUAGAAAAUAACCGAACAAGGCUCAAUUGUCAGUUCUUCGGUUCACCAAUCCCUACCCUGCGAUGGUUUAAGGAUGGGCAGGGCAAUAACCUUUAUGGAGGAAACUAUAUUAUCCAUGACAACGGGACUUUGGAAUUGCGACGAGCACGGAAGGUUGAUGAGGGAACCUAUACCUGUGUAGCAACCAACAUACUGGGCAAGGCUGAGAACAGGGUGCGACUGGAGGUCAAAGACCCUACAAGGAUCAUCAGGGCUCCAGAAUCUAUCACAGUGAAGAGGUCACUUGCUGCAAAGUUUGAAUGUAAAGUGAGGCACGACCCAACAUUAAGAGUGACGGUGACCUGGCUCAAAGAUGACAAAGUUCUGUAUUUGCCAUGGAGGAUGAAGAAGGAUGAGGACUCUUUAACAAUCAUUAACGUGUCUGAACGAGAUGAAGGCAUCUACACAUGCGUAGCCAGCACAGAACUGGACAGUGACUCAGCCAAGGCACGCCUCACUGUUCUAGUUGUCCCCUCCACCCAAAUUACCCCGCUUGCUGCUGUGCUGAAAGAUCGUCCUGAUCCUCCCCGAGAUCUGGAACUAACGGAUCCAGCAGAUCGAAGUGUAAGAUUGACAUGGAUUCCUGGUGAUGACAACAACAGUCCAAUUACAGAGUUCAUUGUGCAGUUCGAAGAGAACAAAUUUCAGCCCAGAAAGUGGCACAAUUUGACCCGAAUCCCAGGCAACAUCAACUCUGCAGUAUUACAGCUCUCUCCGUAUGUUAAUUACCAGUUCCGGGUGAUAGCAGUGAAUGAAGUUGGAGAAGGAGCCCCCAGUUUACCUUCUGAACGUUAUCAAACAACUGGAACAGCUCCUGAAAUCAAUCCAUCUGAUGUUAGAGGGGCAGGAAUAUCAAAAUCAAGCAUGCAAAUCAGUUGGACGCCUUUGAAUGGAACGCAAAUCAGUGGCCCCAAUCUCAAGUAUAUAGUCAGCUGGAGACAAAAGGAUGUGGGUGGGGAGUGGUCAACAGUCACGGUCCCCAGAGCCAGUUACAUUGUCUCACCAACACCCUUCUUUACACCCUACGAAAUUAAAGUACAGGCAGUGAAUGACUUUGGAGUAGGUCCUGAACCAAGAAUUGUAAUUGGAUACUCGGGUGAAGACUUUCCAAUUGCAGCACCCACAAGCCUUUCUGGAAGGAUUGUUAACAGCACAGCCAUUCUACUCCAGUGGAGGUCAUUGCCACCAGACACGAUUCAAGGAUAUCUCAUUGGCCACAGAAUUCAGUAUUGGAAUGAGGGAAGUCUGCUGAAGAUCAACCAAUACAGGUCACGUGUUCAGGUCAUGGAGUCUCCUGGCCAGCGUCCGCGUGCCAUAGUAUCAGGCUUGCAGCCAUAUCAUGCCUAUAAGCUACAGGUGGCAGCAGUCAAUGGCAGAGGACGUGGACCCUGGAGUGAGGAGUUUGCGAUAAACACCACAGAAGGAGUUCCUGGAAAACCGAGUCACCUCAGAAUCCGACAGCCAGACUUGGAGAGCAUUACAUUGCAGUGGGGUCCUCCCCGUGAUCCAAACGGAAUCAUCACCGGCUAUGUGAUCAUGUACCACCCAUUGACUGGUUCACGGUCAAGACGCAAUUCCACCAUUCCCAGGCUUGGGCCUGAUGUGACCAGUUACACGUUGGAGAGGGUUGAUGCAAACACCAAAUACAGGUUCUAUGUCUUCGCUCAAACCCGCCAAGGACUCGGAGAAGCGAUUGUACUGGAUUCGCCUGACUUUGAAAACGAAGUCACUCCUACUCCUGAGAUUGCAAUAACAAUUGGAGUCGUGUCAAGAGUCAUACCCGUCCCAACUACUCCUACUGUGACCACCGCCAUAACUACCGUAUCUACCACAACCAGCACUGCUCCCCCGACUGUCAUCAUCACUGAGUCUGCCCAACCAGCUGUCACGAGCACCCAUAUAUAUGUGGAAGCUCACGGUAGAAUAUGGAAUCUCACUACGUCAGCAGGCAAUGACUCCGUCAAUAUCACGUGGAGUCACACCUUCCCGAGGGAAAUGGCAAUGUUUACAGUUGAAUACAUUCACAGCAAUGGCACGGUGAAGCAAGAACAUGUCAAAGCAGGUCAGAAUUUUGUCCGACUCGUGGGUCUAGCACCUGGCACGCUGUACAAAAUCAGGGUGUUUUCCACCCAGUUCCCAACAGUUACCAGCAACACCAGCACCAUUGAGACACCCCCAGCUUUCACCAAUAGUCAUGUGGACAUCGCAACGCAGGGAUGGUUCAUUGGCCUGAUGUGUGCUGUGGCGCUCCUGGUGCUAAUUCUGCUGAUUGUGUGCUUCAUAAAGAGGAGCAGAGGAGGCAAAUACCCAGUUAAGACGACAGAAGAAAACAGGCCCUCGCAAGACGACAAUGGAUACCUACCCAGGCUGGACAAGAGUACUAAUCAAUUUUUUUUUGUUCUGUUUGCCUUGUCCAUGCCCCCAUCAUCCUUUUUGUGCUUUACAUAUUCCACUAAUGGGAAACACAGAUCUCUAGAAAGUGAUAAUGAAGACAGCAAGAAGCCUCAAGGCAGUCAGUCUUCAGUGGACGGGACAGUGAAGCAGGAGGAGAGCGAUGACAGCAUAGUCAUCUACGGUGACGGGGAUGGUAAUUCUCGUUUCGGUGAGGACGGCUCCUUCAUCGGACAGUACACGGUCAAGAAGGACAAAGAGGAGACUGAGGGUAAUGACAGCUCCGAAGCUACAUCCCCAGUCAAUCCUGCCUAUUCCUUGGCACAAAUGUGAAAAGUAAGACAAAACCCAAAACUCGAAGCGUAUGGGCACAGGUGCUACGAAGACAGUAACUACAUUUGAUUUAUCCACCAAUAUCCAUGCAUAUGGAAAACUGAAACAAAGUGUGUUUUGACAAACGUGAGGGGCCAAGCGGCAAAGCCAGCAAGAGGUGACAUUUGAAGAGAAUUAAUGAAAGGGGCAAUGUGGAAGGUAGAGUGAUUUAUCAGGUUUUAGAGAAACAUAGCCCUAGAUCUCCCAAGCCUCCAUGCAUUGCUGAUGAGCUCAAUAGCCUGUUUCUCAAGAGUGAGAAAAAAAUCUGGAUAUUGCUAUUUUUCUUCCCAUCCAUUUUAGAUUGCAAGUGACACAAUUUUGGACAUAAUUUCUAACAUUGUGUAUAGAUAAUACUACCUAGGGAUUCCUUUUAUUCCAAUUGCAAGUCCUGCUCUUGUCCCCAGAUAUCAUAAGGCCACAGUUCUACACAGGAUGAAUAUGACUCAAAGAUUUUUGUCAUUAUGCUUUGUUUUUGAACAGUAUUUAAUUUUAAGGUGAAACAUAAUUAAUAUGAUGUAAGAGAAAUGUCAUUAUGUUGACUGGUGCCUCUUCGACCUCCCUUAUUUUAAAUUAUAUGCUUCUUAACAUUAAGGGUUAGACAGCUGUCAAACUGGCCAACGUUGCCAAUAUAGUUGGAGCAAUGAUUAGUCAGAGCAAAACAAGCUUUUAGUGCCUAAGGAGCUGCUUAAAUGUUAUGCAUAAUCAAGUAAGUCAUUUCUGACAAGGUGCCAUUUGACAGGUUAAGACCUGGUGCUACGAUUUUGUAAAAAAAAUUGUGAUGAAUUCUUUGACAUCGUGAUUGAUGCACUUUUCCGUUUGCUGAAUAAUUAAUUCCAUUUCCCGCCCCGAUGACCAGAACAGAAUAUCUUGUUCUCAUCUUUCAGUGACAGUUUAGAAUCCUCUGCUCUCGACGGAGAUGGCCUUUAAUAGAUUGAGACCAGGGAGAGGCACCAGGACUGUGCAGGCACCUUACAUUAUGCCACUUGCAAUUUACAUGAACAAUUCAGAAGAGUGAAAUUCUACUUCCAGCAGCUGCACUGUUAGCAGUCCUGUGAUAAUUGGCUUAUGUGUACCAGAUCCAAGUGAUGUUUGUUAUGUUUUUAAAGUAAGCUUUCUACCCUCCUCCUGCCUCUACCCAGUUCCUUUCCACGCAACCUCAACUUUCAAUAUUCAGUCUUCAAAAAUAUUUGUCUACAUCCUUUAGCUGUUCUGGGUAUUGACCCUCAUGCCUCACCUGUUCCACUGAUCAACCCUAGACCUUAUAUGUUCUCUAGUAAACUGUUGAUUUUCUCGAAUUAAUAGCAGCUUCGAUGCUAACCAACAACCAUAGCUUCUUCAGGCUGAAGCCCCACAUGAUAACACAAAACUCGCUAUUUAGUUUUGUCUAACAUACCUCCAAGUGGGACAAGGAACGUUGACAAGUUUUAACGUAAAUCUGAAAACUCAAAAUGAAUGAAACAAUAAUAACAUCAGGACUUACAUGGUCUUAAUCUUUAGGUUGUGGCCUUUAGUUAAGCUCUCAAUCUUGCUUAAUGUGGUACUUUUGGAGAUUUCAAGACAAAAAUUAUUUCAGUGCCAAGUUCAAUUACCCUAUUGAAAGUCAAAACUAUAUUUCCUUUCCAUCGAAGCCACAUUGCUACUAUAUAUAUCAUGGAUACUACAUAUCCUGACGAGUUUCUUUGUUCUUUACGUAAUAAUGCCUAAUGUUCACUUAAAACCAGUUUCUGCUCCAAGUUUGUGUAUAGAUAUUUUCAAAAUAACAGCUUCCAGUUCCAACCUAGUCACUUUCGCUACACGUCAGUGUGACGAAACAUUCUUCACUUGCCUGGACAUCUGCAGGCCCAAUAAUAUUUAAGUUCAACACCAUUCAAGCCAAAGCAGCCCACUUGAUUGGCUCUCUAUCCAUAAUAUCAAACAGUCACUGCCUCCACCACUGGCACACAGCGACAGCAGUGUGUACCGUCUGCAGAAUGUGCUGCAGUGACUCACCAAGCACCUUCCAAACACAUGACUUGUACCAUCUAGAAGGACAAGGGCAGCUGAUACAUAGGAGCAUCACCAGUUCCUGUCUAAACCACUCAAUAUCCUAACCUGGAAUUAUCUCACUGUUGUCAGGCUGAAAUCCCUCUUUAACAAUGCUUUGGGUGUACCUACACACCUAAAUGCAGCAGCUCAAGAAGGAAACUAGUAUCUACUUUUUCAAGGGAACUUAGACAUGGACAAUAAAUGCUGGCCUUGCCAGUGAUGCCCAUUUCCUAGAACAUUUAUUUUUCCUAAAUUCCUCAACCAUCCUGGUUAAAAACGUGCAGUCACUAUUUAUCAAAACAAAGUGAAACCUCAAGCUGCCUCCUGCCUUUGUUAACCACACUACACUCCACCUGUUUGUCUUAACCGAGUCACCACCUGUGCAUUUUAGUAACAUUCUGCUUUUACCAGUUUUAAACUGCCAGGUUUAAAAUAUUAGGACAUAAAAUCAAGUUUUCUCAGAUUUUUGAGACAGCAUGGUGAUGUGGUUGGAUAUCAGAGCAUCCCUCUGAUUUUGUCAUGACCCUAGCCAAUUUACUUGUGUCAGGAUCACGACAUACAGAGGGGGCUCACUGUUAGGUUCCUGUUACUGUGGAGACUUGGAGAAAUCCUAAAAUACCCCUGGAGAGUGUACCAUGCCUAAAUUGUGGGACUGAGGUUCAUUCUGAAGGCUAAAUUUGAUAGUAGCAUGGGUCUUCACUAGACCCAGUCCUUCACUAAAAGGUUUGGGGCCUACUAGGCCCUAUGCUGGAUGUACUGUUACCUUCCUCUGAUGCUGGGGCAGUGCUGAUAACAUGUAGGGUAGUGCGUUGAUUGGGGGAUGCGAGAGGGAGUCUCACUUCCCCUCUGUUCCCCUUUUUUCUGAUGAAGAGUCCAGGCACGAAAUGUCAGCUUUUCUGCUCCAAAGAUGCUGCUUGGCCUGAUGUGUUCAUUCAGCUCCGUGCUUUGCUAUCUCGGAUUCUCCAGCAUCUGCAGUUCCCAUUAUCCCAUAUGUUAUGUCCUUGUAGUAGACAAGGAAGCAAUGCCAGACAACGAUUGGAAGUUUCCCUGGACACAGUGGGGGAGAAGGGAUGGGAGGAUGGUCAAAGAGCAUUUACAAUCUGACUUCGGGCAGGAUAGGAGAGAGGUAUCUAGACUUAAACAUAUGAAUCAAUCAGACUCAAUUUACAAUAAUGAAAAAUCAUUUGGGAUUUGUAUUUUGCAAAAUAGGCCUGGAAAGGAUGUUUAAAUGCUCUUUGAGACUUGAAGAGUUUGGGUUCCCAAAAACAUACACGAUGACCUUAUCUGUGAAUAAUCUAAAAAGCAGGAUGUCAAUUUCUCAUGCUCCCAUUUAGAAAUCCAACCUCAAGACAUUACCAGUAUAGUAUGGAGCAAGAUGCGUGGGGUUAGUCCGGUGGAGGGAAUUGAACUUUCUAUGUUGGAAUAUCCAAUAGAAAUAAGGUGGAAUGUUUGUUUUACAUAUGACCAAUAUUAUUCUUUGCUGAUUAUAAUGGUGGCUAAAAUCAUGUCAGCUUUCAAACUGAUCCUAUCAGUUUUCCAUUGGGUGACUUCACAUAAAAUGAACUCUUAUAUGCCUAAAUGCUAGAAAAGGGAUUGAAUCCAGUGUGGUACUGAGAUCAGUGGUGUAUUCCCAAUGGACCAGUUGAUCUAUCUAGUUACAUACACUUUAAUAUGGCCCAUUAAUGCCUUCUUCCUCCUUUCAGUGUUAGACCUGUACAUGUUAAAUGGAACAAAUAUUACUUGCCCCUCCUUCAAGAGAUUACUAACUCUUUGCUUUGUAAAACAUUUCAUUAAGAAACAAAUACAUUGCCAGGAGCUAACCCAUACACCGUAAGGGAUUUGUACCCCUUUGCUGAACUCCCUUCCCUUUCCUCCAACAUCAACUCUUCCCCAACUGAAAUUUGACUUUCGUCUGAGUGAAAGUAUUUACAGUAGCUAUCCUGAAGCAACUCCCACCUCUUAUCCCCACUUCCCACCUCUUCUCAGAUUCAUUUGAUGAGAGAUCGAUACAGCAGAUUAAACAAAAGAGCUUGUGUUUGUAAAUACGAUUGGCAUUGAAGAUAUAGUGCGAUACCAGGGGCAGGUCCAGUACACACUGACUGUGGACUAGCACAUAUACCAGGCUUGGCCUACCAACCACCACCUCCCAGAGAUGUGCACCUUUUACAUUGAAAGUGUGUUUCUCUGCUUUUCACCAAUAUGCAAUGCUAAACAAAUAAAUGCUAGCUCUUUCAUCACGGGAACAGCAUGCCUUUCUCAUUGACUGUAUCACACAGUUCCCUUACCCCAAAUACCUCUUCCUCAUCUCCUUUCUGUGAUAACGAAUGUUUCUGCAGAACACAAGGCAAGUAGUAGAAAAUAUGUGCGCAUUGUAUUUUGUUUUGAUGUAUUUUGCUGCACCGAUUGUGCACAUGACCAUAUCAGGAUGCACUGUGCUUUAUUUAUUCUUGUCUUUACACCCUUUAUCCUUAACACCUCUUGUUCUAAUUCAUGUCACCAUAACCAUGAAACAUUUUGCACCAUUGACGUAGUCUGUGUGUUGUGACCACAAGCGCUGUAUAUGACAACAAGUAAGGAAAAUCAAACACCAGGAGAUGAGUUAGUAUGAAUCCGUGAACGAUAAUCAAGCUCUGUCUACAGUUUCACAGACAAUGCUUUUCACAUUGAGGUGCAUAUUUUUUAAUCCUUUUUCAACACACCUCAUUGGUGAACCUUGCUUGUAAGUUUACUCCAGCAAGCAUUGGUCAUUAGACAUUCACUCCCCAAGCUAAUGAGAUUUCAGCGGUGGAUUAUCCACAGGACUUUCAAUGCUGGUCGUUGAGGAUUGAGGUGGAGGUAGGGGCAUUGGAGGGGGUUGGCGGGGUGGAAAACAGAGCGCAGAUAGAGAUAUUGAUAAAUAUAUAGUCAGUUAUUAACGAGCUUCAGGUUAGGAAGAUAUUCCACAGCAAAUAACAGACACAAGAGGGCAUUGGAAGAAGUAGCAAGAGAAAGCCAUUCAGCUCCAUCAAUCUUAUUCAACCAUUUAGUGAGGUCAUGACUAAUCUAUUUUAACAACGUUUUUCUGCACAGUCCCAUAUCUCUUAAUAUUUUUAAUAUGCAGAAAUAUAUCAAUCUCAGCCUUGAACAGAUUCAACUCCACAGCCCUCUAAGGUAGGGAAAUGCAAAUCCCUUGAAUGAAGAUGUUCCUCCUCAUCUUCAUCCUGAACAGACUGCCCCAUAUUCUGAGGUGCCAUAUUUCACUGUACGCAUGCCAAUUUUUUUUUUUGCUAAUUGGCUUUACCAAGUUAAUAACGAUUAAACCCUUGUGGAAGCAAUUUAGUGACAGAGAAUAAAAUGAGUAUGUAUUGUUUGGUGGUGUUUUCAGUCCACUAGUCAUUUAAAUGUGUCUCAGGGAGAAGGUUGAUGCACUUUACCAGACCUUCUAAUAAUUGUGCAGGGAGAGUUGUAAGAGUACAGAGUGGCAGUGGCAUAGUGCUAAUGUCACUGGGCUUAUAAUCUAGAGAUUUCAGUUGAUGCUGUGGGCACUGGUCCCAAUUCACUGUAACAUCUUCUGGAAUUUAAAUUCAACUAAUAAAUCUGAAAUUUAAUGCCUAAUCACCAUAUAAUAAUUAUUGUAGAAGCAAAUCUAGUUUGCUAAUAUCCCUUUAGGGGAGGAAACCUCCCAUCCUUACCUGCUCUGGCCCACGUGUGACUCCAGACCCAGAUCACUGCAAUGUGAUUGAAUAUAAAAAGGCCCAGCAAACCAUUCUGUUGAAAGACAGUCAGGGAUGGCCAACAGAUGCUGGCUGUCUACAUCCCACGAAAGAAUAGAGAGAAUAAAAUACAGUGCAACUAGUGAUGAAGGCAAUAUCAGCAUGGUAAAUUCUCAUCGCAAGAGCAAUGAACUCGAACUCAAUUAAUCAUUUCAAAUCUAAGAUUAAUGGAUUUUCGCCAGCCAAGCAUUUGAUAGAAUUUCAAGCUAUGCUUGCCGGAUGAAAUUAAAAUCCACAUCAGUCAUGAUCCUGUUGAAUGAUGGAACAGGCUUGAGGGGCUGAAUGGCUUCCUCCUGUUCUUAGCAGUAGCCAGGCAAACCUCAGAUCUGCAGCCCUGAUCCAGAAACCCCGUCCCAUCUCUUUCUUGCUGCCUUACCGAUAUUUCCAUAAUAGGUGGCGUCCGUACAUGUCAAAGCUCGCCCCUAUGAUAAGGUCUUUUGUACCUUAAGGGGCACACAGGAUUUGUUGGGCCCAGUACAGUUUUACCUGUUACGCUUACAACCAUAGAACAGUGCAGCACAGUACCUGGGCCUUCGACUCAUCAGGGCUGUGCUGACCUCGAUACUAUUCAAUCUAAUCCUGUAUGCCUGCACAUGGUGCAUAUCUCCCUAUUCCCAGCCUGUUCAUGUGUCAGUUUAAAUGCCCCUUAAACAUUGCUAACAUAUCUGUUUCUAUCACCUUCCUUGGCAGUGCAUUCCAGGCACCUACCAUCCUGUGUAAAAAAACUUAUCUUGCCCAUCUCCCUUAAAUUUACCCCUGCUCCUCUCAAAACUAUGUCCCCUAGUAUUUAACAUUUCCACACUGAAAAAGACUCCAACUAUUCACUCAUGAUCUUAUAUACUUCUAUCAGGUCACUUCUGAUGCUGUAGUGAAAACAAUUCAAGUUUGUCCAACCUCUGUCUAUAGUUUAUAGAGUUAUAUAUGAAAGCCUUACAGAGCUGCAUCAUGAAUUGCCCGCUUUUAUACUUAAUACCCUGACCAAUGAGAGCAAGCAUGUUGUACACCUUCUUUACCACCUUAUCCACUUGUGUUGCCACUUUCAGAGGGUUAUGGACGAGCACCCCAUGAUCCUUCUGUUUAUCAAUGCUUCCAAGGGUCCUGCCAUUUAUUCUCAGCUUUCCUCAUGCGUUUGACCUUCAAAAAUGCACCACCUCACACCUGCCUGGAUUAAACUCCCUCUGUCAUUUCUCCUCCCAGCUUUCCAAGUGAUCUAUAUCCCACUGUGCCCUUUGACAACCAUCCUCACUAUCCACAACUCCACCAAUUUUCAUAACACCUGUAAACUUAUUAAUCGGACCUCCUACAUUUUCAUCCAAAUCAUUUAUAUAUUUUAAAGACAACAGGGGCCCCAGUACUGAUCCUUGCAGAACACCACAGGUCACAGAUCUCCAGUCAGAAAAAUACCCCUUCAUGUCUACCCUCUGUUUCAUUUUACACUCAACGUACCAACUCGCUGUGGAUCCCAAAUAGCUUAAUCUUCUGGACCAGCCUACCUUGACAGACUAUGUCAAAUGCUUUAGUAAAGUUAUAGAGUCAUUCAGCAUGGAAGUAGGCCCUCUUCCAUGCUGACUAAACUAAUCUAGUCCCACUCGCCUGUCUUUGGCCCAUAUCCCUCCAAACCUUUCCUAUUCAUGUACCUGUCUAAAUGCCUUUUAAAUGUUGUAGCGGUGCCUGCAUCUACCACUUCCUCUGGCAGUGCAUUCCACGCACAAACCAAUCUCUGUGUGAAAACGUUGCCCCUCAGGUGCCUUUUAAAUCUUUCUCCUCACACCUUAAAAAUAUGGCCCUUAGUCUUGAACUCCACUAUCCUCGGGAACAGACCUACGCUAUUCACGUUAUCCAUGGCCAUCAUGAUUUUAGAAACCUCUAGAAGGUCACCCCCUCAACCUCCCUAUGCUCUCGUGAAAAAGUCCCAGCCUAUCCAGCCUCUCCUCCCUCCAAACCCUCUCUCCAAAACAUACAGAGCUGUCUUCAAUUUAUUAGUGUGUUUCGUAUAGCAGGGCAACCAGGACAGCACACUGUACUGCAAAAGUGGCCUCAUCCAUGUCCUGCACAACUUCAACACACUGUUCCAACUCCGACACUAAGUGAUCUCAGUUAUGAAGGCAAGCGUGUUGAACACCUUCUUACCCACCCUGUCUACCUGUGACACAACUUUCAAAUAACUAUGUACCCUAACCUCACCAAUCAUCUUUGUCACUUCCUCAAAAAAAACUCAAAUUUAUGAGACAAGACCUCCUGUGCACAAACCAUGCUGACUAUCCCUAUUAAGUCCAUAUCCUUCCAAAUGCAAGUAAAUCCUGUCCCUAAGAAUCUUCUCCAAUACUUUUCCUAUCACUGAUCUAAGGCUGAUUGGCCCAUAAUUUUGUGAAUUAUUCCUGUUGCCCUUCUUAACCAAAGGAACAACACUAGCUAUUCUCCAGUCUUGAUGAUGAGGUGGUAGUGUCUUGAUGCGCAUUAAGAUUGAUAAGUCCCCAGGUCCUGAUGGGAUCAAUCCCAGGACUGUGAAGGAGGCAAGGGAGGAGAUUACUCGGGACUUGAAAGAGAACCUUGUAUCCUCUCUAGCCACAGGUGAGAUCAUUUAAAACCAAAUAGAAUGUCCCCUUCCUUAGUUGGAUGAUCAACAUAUUGUUUCAACAAACACUCCUGGACACAUUGAACAAAUCCUGCCACCUCUAACCCCCCUGUCACCAAGGAAGUCCCAGUCAAUAUUGGGGAAGUUAAAGUCACCGCCUACAACAACACUGUUAUUUUUACAUCUUUCCAUGAUCUGCAUUCAUAUCUGUUCCUGUAUCUCCCACUGGCUAUCGUCAGGUUUAUAGUAGAACCCUUAAGUUAUUCCUAAGCUCUACCCAUAUUGCCUCACUGGAUAAGCCUCCAAGACCGCUCUCAGUACGUGUGUGACAUUCCCCGUAAUCAGUAAUGUGACUUCUCCACCCCUUUUACAUCCCUCUAUUUCAUCCUGAUACAUUUAAACCCUGAAAUGUUGAGCUGCCUGCCCUGUUCUCCCUUCAACCAAGUUUCCGUAAUGGCUACAACAUUGUAGUUAGAAGCAGUUCUUCCAAUCAAAAAACACCGUCAUUUUUAUAGCAACUAUCACAUAAUAAAAUGUGUCUUUGUGCCUCGCAGGAGUGCUCGCAUUCAAUGAUAUUAGAAGUGCUGAUUGAAGGCAUGAGCUAAAAAACCAUAAGAAACAGGAGUUUAGGGGCGGCACGGUGGCUCAGUGGUUAGCACUGCAGCCUCACAACGCCAGGGACCCGGGUUCGAUUCCAGCCUCGGGCAACUGUCUGUGUGGAGUUUGCACAUUCUCCCCGUGUCUGCGUGGGUUUCCUCUGGGUGCUCCGGUUUCCUCCCACAGUCCAAAGAUGUGCAGGCUAGGUGGACUGGCCAUGCUAAAUUGCCCGUGGUGUUCAGGGGUGUGUGGGUUAUAGGGGGAUGGGUCUGGGUGGGAUGCUUCAAGUGGUGGUGUGGACUUGUUGGGCUGAAGGGCCUGUUUCCACACUGUAGGGAAUCUAAUCUAAUCUAAUAUAGGAGUAGGCCAUUCAGCCCCUCGUGUCUGCUCUGCCAUUCAAUAAGAUCAUGGCUGAACCAGCCUUCCUCCUGUCCAUUUUCUUGCAUUUUCCCCACUAACCUUAUUCCCUUACAUAUCAAGAAUCAAUCUGUCUGAGCCUUAAACAUACACAAGGACUCUGCCCCCACAGCUCUCUGUGGCAAGGAGUUCCAAAGACUCUCAAACCUCUGACUGAAAAAAUACCUCCCCAUCUCAGUCUGAUUUUGGUGCCACUUUAUUUUGAGACUACGCCCUUUGGUUCUGGACUCUCCCAUGAGGGACAACAUCCUGUCAGCAUUUACUCUGUCAACUCCCUCAAGAAUCCUAUACGUUAGAAUGAGACCUCCUCUCAUUGUUCUAAACUCCAGUGAAUAGGGUUCCCAGCCUGGUUAGCCUUUGUUUGUGAGACAAUCUCGCCAUACUAGGGAUCAUCCAGUUAACCAAUCAAAGAAACAAGCUUUGAGGAUAAUUGUAAAAGAGAUUUUGGAAUGAUGCAGAUCUUUAGAGAGGGAACUCCAGCGCUUAGGGCGCUGGAAUCUUGAAUGGUACAGUGGCUCAGUGGUUAACACUGCUGCCUCACAGCACCAGGGACCUGGGUUCGAUUCCCACCUCGGGUGACUGCUUGUGUGCAGUUUGUAUGUUUGCCGCGUGUCUGCAAGGGUUUCCGCCAAAUGCUGUGGCUUGCUCCCACCACCCAAAGAUGCGCCGUGUUUAAAAAUUGUCGUAGUGUCCAGGGAUGGACGUCCUAAGUGGAUAAGCCAUGGCACGGGGAUAGGAUAGGAUGGGGGGGGGGGUUGCUCCUCUUCAGAGGGUUAGUGUAGCCUUGUUAGCCCGAAUGGCCUCUGUAUUGUAGGGAUUUUACAGGAUGUGGUAACAUGAAUGCACAGUCACCAAUGAAGUAAAAUAGUGAUUAGUGGGCCCGGAGGAGGUUGGAGAGAUAGGGAGCAGUGAGGCUAUGGAGGGAUUUGAGAUAAGAAGUUUGAGAGUAAAGCCUUGUCAGUUGGCAACUGGAGAUGACUGGUGGCAUAAAUAGUAUAUUAGAGAACAUGGCAGCACACGUGACAUCUAGGUGAUGGAUCAGCAGAAUGUAAAUGUGUCUGUCAAGGUAAAUAUUGAACCUUCACGCCACCAAUAAAUGCAGAUAACAGGGAUUCUGAAGAAGGGUCACUGAACCUGAAACGCUAAGUCUGCUUUCUGUUCACAGAUUCUGCCAAACCUGCUGAGUUUCUCUAGCAAUUUCUGUUUCAUUUUCCAAGAUACAGGGGUAUUCACUUAGUGAUUGAUUCUUCACUGGAGAAAAGGGUUGAAUUGUUCUCUUGCUGUGCAUUGCCAUUAGAAACUGCAAAGCUGAUGCAAGUCCUGAGGAUAAUAAUGAUUUUGGCCUUGACAGCUGACUAAAGAUUAAUGAAACGUGCAUUAAAGAUUUACAAGGCAAUAAAUGCGAUGACUCAAUUGAUAUAUACUUGUGUUAAGGAUUGCCCACAUUUUACUUGAAUGUUUCCUUCAAGCUUAUCCUGAAGGUACAAUAACCAGGUAUAUUAAAGAUAUCAUUAUAGCAGGACAAACACCCUCUUUCAAGAGAUCACCAGCCUUGCAUUAACUGAUCUGACCGUUCAUCCACAUUGGGCGGAUGUAUGGGGUCAUUAUAGAUAGGCCAUGUAGUUGAUUUGCAUUAAGUUGUUUGUUAUAGUUGAGCUUUCUUCUUGCCCUUAAGUAAAAUGUUUACUGCACUAAAAUCCAGGGAAAUGGCAAUAAAACAACAUGUUUUCUUUAAACGGGAAUCUCUCCAAAAGAGACAGCAUCGCCCCUGCCCCAUCCCCUCCACUUUCCUGUCUCCUGCUUUGCUCUGCCUCAGUGAGAACUGCACAUAUCAGUAAAUAUUGGUUUUAAAGUUGAAACCUACCUCCUUAAAUCACAACUGCUUUACACACUUCUCACAACUUCUCACGUGUUGAUCUUAGUCUUUCAAGUGCAGACCACCCUGCUGUGCAUGUCUAGCACUUAAAAUACCGAUCCAUAUCAUGUGUGUCUCAACUCUAUACUCCAAUUGGCAAUGCAUUGUUUGUGGUGUGCAUUGAUGGGUCUCUAUUAGCUGGUCUCCUGUAAAGUAUUGAAAGUGGGAUGUUGAUACAGGCUUGGGUUCAAUGAUGUGGUACCAUGGAAUCCUUUAUUAACUACUUAACAAAGAGAUUCCAAUUCCCAUGCUUGGGAAGCCAAAGCCAAGGGGGGAAUCAUCAGUUUAAAGCUGUAACCAAGGGACUGUGGAAAAACAUCUUCAUGUGGAGUUGUUUGAGCUUGUGAUGUUUUAUCAUUGAGGGCAUCAGUCCAAAAAAGAACUGACCACUGCUUCAUUUGAGCAUGGAACGGCUAAACCUCUGAACCAAGAGCAGGCCUGCGAUGUGAAAGCAGGGCAGUGAUAUUAGCUUUGGAUUCCUUUAGCAAGGAUCAGUGGCAAAUUUGAUGGGCUGAAUGUCCCUUUCCUGUGCUGCAUUCAGCCACUGCAUUCAGAGGGGACCAGAGAAAUGUAACUUCCAUGAAGAAUCAUCAAACAGUAAUGGAUAUCAUCUUUAUCAACUCACAUUAAAGAUGCUGUCUCUGUAAGGAGAUUUCUUUUUUCUGUGUUUGGUUUGACUAACCCACAGGCAUGAACCAAAAAUGCUGUCUCUCUAAUAAACUUGAUCUGUGUGACAUUGUGCAAACAGUGUAAUGUGGGUUAAAUUGCACAGUUUUCCUUUCCUGUUUAUAAAGAUAUUAAUAUAUUCCCUGAAUAAGAUAUUGCUCGAAAACUGACAUUCCCACAGAUUGCAUCUAAGACAAUAAUGUAGAGUUAACAUGAGAUGGUCAUAGAAUGUGUAGGUGAGGCUAAUAAACAUGGCUAUUUAAACUGACUGCAUGGGAGGUCGUAAUAGCUAAGCCAUCCAGAUAUACUGUUUCCUCUGGGAAAACUGUAAAAAUAAAACUGACUGUUUUUGUAUAGGAACAAACUAAACAUAAAAUAAAAGCAUAUUGUUCUU
Stegostoma tigrinum is the source of this 16867-nucleotide messenger RNA. RefSeq names its product neurofascin homolog (chicken) a (gene nfasca). The record is from RefSeq and is a predicted model, not a curated record. Lineage: Eukaryota; Metazoa; Chordata; Chondrichthyes; Orectolobiformes; Stegostomatidae. Gene Ontology annotation, molecular function: cell-cell adhesion mediator activity. The transcript has 34 exons. Gene Ontology annotation, biological process: cell-cell adhesion; brain development. The coding region runs from base 357 to 4487 and encodes 1376 amino acids.